Molecule: messenger RNA, 300 nt
Organism: Penicillium argentinense
Lineage: Eukaryota; Fungi; Ascomycota; Eurotiomycetes; Eurotiales; Aspergillaceae
Exons: 2
Coding region: 1-300 (99 amino acids)
Source: RefSeq, a predicted model, not a curated record
AUGCCAGACGUGCAUGAAUCCGUCGGAUCAAGUGCGGUGAGGAAAAGCCAUCUUGUCUUCUCUGCUCAACUACCGGCCGACGAUGCGUUGGACUCCUCACGUCGAGCAGGUCUAUCCCACAGCGAUGCAGCUGUCCAAUCGUCUCCCUUCUCUCCAGCUCAUAGCACCAAUGAGAGACGAGCUUUGAAUUCUACUUCUACAGAGCGGGUCCCUCUAUCGCGGGAAUUCUUGACGUGGGCUUCUGGAACGGUAUUGUCCUGCAGACCCGCAGAUCCGAACCAGCCGUUUGGGAUGCAGUGA